CAGCCUGCACAGCAGCAGUCUUAGAUCUGCUGUUCGAUCCCACCAGAGGGGAUGAGGACUCCUGGGAAGCACCGGAGAGCUCCACAUCCUGAGAGACCCAACCGGAGGAAACAGAACAGGUUCCACAAAGAUGGAAAGCCUAGGAAAACAAAGAGGAGAAGAACAGCAGAAACACCAGUUAGAAGAUGUUUUGAUGUGGAGAAUGGGUUAUCAGUGGGACGCAGCCCUCUGGAUCCUCAGGCCAGUCCCAGUUCUGGUCUGGUCCUGCAGACAAACAGUCAGCGACGGGAGUCCUUUCUGUACCGCUCGGACUCUGAGUUUGACCUGUCACCCAAAUGUCCUUCCAGAAACCCAUCCACUGCCAGCGACCUGGAAGAAAGCUUGAAGCAUUGGGAGGUCAACUGGUUGUCGUCUCGACAUUCAGAAGACAUGAUAGUCACACCUUUUGCACAGAUUCUUGCCAGCUUGAGGACAGUCCGGAGUAACUUUGCCAUCAUAACUGGUCAACAAGACCGAACAGCCAGCAAGACAAGAGUGUCAGGCAGCAACCCACCAUCAAUGUGCAAAAGCAGCCUCGCAGAAGAACCACACCAGCAGCUGGCCAUAGAGACACUGGAUGAGCUGGACUGGUGUCUGGAACAACUAGAGACACUGAAGACUCAACAAUCUGUCAGUGAGAUGGCCUCCAACAAGUUCAAGAGGAUGCUGAACCGAGAGCUCAGUCAGUUGUCAGAAACCAGCCGCUCUGGGAAUCAGGUGUCAGAGUUCAUUUCCAGCACCUUCCUAGAGAAGCCCCAUGACAUGGACAUCAUGUCUCCCUCCACUAAGGAGAAAGACAAAAAGAAACAUCCGAUGUAUCAGAUCAGCGGUGUAAAGAAGGCUACUCACAGCCUUGCCCUCUCCUCCAUCCCUCGCUUUGGGGUCAACGCCAGCCAGGAAGAACUCCUUGCUGAGGAACUUGAAGACAUUGACCGAUGGGGUAUUGACAUCUUUAAGAUUUCAGAGUAUUCAGGGAAUCAUCCGCUAACAGUCACAAUGUAUACAAUCUUUCAGGAACGUGACUUGCUGAAGUCUUUCAAGAUUCCUGUGGACAUUUUCAUCAACUUUAUGAUGACACUGGAGGAUCAUUACCGUGCUGAUGUGGCUUAUCACAACAACAUUCAUGCUGCAGAUGUAGUCCAGUCCACACAUGUGCUGCUGUCCACACCAGCACUGGAGGCUGUCUUUACUGAUCUGGAGAUUAUUGCUGCACUGUUUGCUGCUGCCAUCCAUGAUGUUGACCACCCUGGAGUUUCCAACCAGUUUCUCAUCAACACCAACUCAGAGCUCGCCCUAAUGUACAAUGACUUGUCUGUGCUGGAGAAUCAUCACCUGGCUGUGGGCUUUAAACUUCUGCAGGAAGAUAACUGUGACAUUUUUCAGAACCUGAGUAAAAAACAGAGACAGUCACUACGUAAAAUAGUCAUUGACAUGGUGCUGGCCACUGAUAUGUCUAAACAUAUGAACCUAUUAGCAGACCUAAAAACCAUGGUGGAGACAAAGAAAGUCACCAGCCUUGGUGUUUUGCUUCUGGACAACUACUCUGAUCGCAUACAGGUUCUUCAGAACAUGGUUCACUGUGCAGACCUGAGUAAUCCCACCAAACCCCUUGAAUUGUACCGUAAGUGGACAGAAUGCAUCAUGGUGGAGUUUUUUACUCAGGGGGACAGGGAGAGAGACAAAGGAAUGGAGAUCAGUCCCAUGUGUGACAAACAGAAUGCGUCCAUAGAGAAGAAUCAGGUGGGUUUUAUUGACUACAUUGUUCAUCCUUUAUGGGAGACAUGGGCUGACCUCGUACAUCCUGAUGCUCAGGAGAUCUUGGACACUUUAGAGGACAACAGAGAGUGGUACCAGAGCACGAUUCCUCACAGCCCUUCACCUAGUCCAGAGGACCAGGAGAAAGAAAUCCUCCUGGAAAAUGCUUCAGCACCUGGUGGGGUUACGGGCUCUGCUACAGCUAGAAAGAUCCAGUUUGUGAUGGCUCUAGAUGAAGAAAGUGAAACUGACACCAGGGACUUGCCAGAAGAACAGAAGCUCCACAGAAGUGGAUGUGACUCAGCGUCUGUAAUGACUCUGCUCAACAAAGCCCGCACCGCUGACCCUGGCAGGACGUUUUCUUUAGACCCUGAGAAGGAUGUGGCAGAAGACAGAAGAACAGACCAAGAAGGCCUUACUGCGGUACCAAUUUUCAGGCUUGGCACAUAA
Molecule: messenger RNA, 2244 nt
Organism: Nematolebias whitei (Rio pearlfish)
Lineage: Eukaryota; Metazoa; Chordata; Actinopteri; Cyprinodontiformes; Rivulidae
Product: cAMP-specific 3',5'-cyclic phosphodiesterase 4C-like
Exons: 16
Coding region: 52-2244 (730 amino acids)
Biological process (GO): signal transduction
Cellular component (GO): perinuclear region of cytoplasm; cytosol; nucleus
Molecular function (GO): 3',5'-cyclic-AMP phosphodiesterase activity
Source: RefSeq, a predicted model, not a curated record